GACGGGGAUGUUGGACAUCGUGUUGGAGUGGCUUGGGCCAAAUGGCGGUUGGCUUCAGGGGUGUUGUGUGAUCCAAAGAUUUCGCCUAGGAUGAAAGGUAAGUUCUACCGAUCCGUAGUCAGACCUGCUAUGUUAUAUGGGGCAGAGUAUUGGGCAUUUAAGAAGACUCAUGUGCGUCGUCUGCAUGCGGCGGAGAUGCGGAUGUUACGAUGGAUAAGUGGGAAGACAAGGUGGGAUAGGAUUUCGAACGAAGUUAUCCGACGUCAGGCAGACAUGGCGCCGGUGGAAGAUAAGUUGCGGGAAGCGAGGUUGAAAUGGUUUGGUCAUGUGAGACGGCGGGAUGUUGACGCCCCUGUUGAGCCGGGGGUCUCUUGGAAACAGUCUCCCUACUUCCGAGUAGGGGCAAGGUCUGCGUACACACACCCUCCCCAGACCCUACUGUAGUGGGACUCAACUGGGUUGUUGUUGUUAAUGGAUUCUAGAUGAAAAAUUAUGUCGAUUUUCAUUAUAUUAGCAGCAUAAUGAUUAUGGUUAUGAGAAAUAUUGUAGUUGAUUGUGUGUUAAGUGUUAUCAAUGGCAUACCAUUAUUUAUACCACAAAUUCACACAACUCCAUGUCUCAAACGGUAAAAAAAUUAUAGUUAAUGU
Molecule: messenger RNA, 647 nt
Organism: Cuscuta campestris
Lineage: Eukaryota; Viridiplantae; Streptophyta; Magnoliopsida; Solanales; Convolvulaceae
Source: the annotation of a GenBank genome assembly